AUGUCGACAACAGGCACAGCCAGUAACAAUAACACAAGCAGCAGCAAUGCAUCGGACAUGAGUGAAUUAUCACUUGAAAUACCUGUUUGGGUGUACGGCAAACGUAAAUGGGUAACCGGUAUCACAAAAAAGACAACAUUCGAUGAUCUUAUCUAUGCUUUAUUGGCACAAGCUGAUCUACUAAAAUCUUCGACAUUAACAAAUUCCUCGCCGAACGCAGUUACAGGUUAUGCGAUCGCUGAAUGUGUACAACUGACAGCGUCGACUGUACCAAAUGCCAAUGAAUCCGAAGCACCAUCGCUAAUCACUCAACGUCUACUUAAAGGCCGUGGCAAAGUAAUUAAAGCGUAUAAGACUUGGCAAUUCGAUAAAUUACCAUUAACCAUCCUUCAUCUUAUAUCGACCUCGUCAAUAAUUGAUCAUAAUUCUUCGACAUCGAAGUUUCGUUCGAAAAUCUUCCGUCGUUUUCUUUCAGCGAAAUCUCAGUCAUUUUCGUCGAUAUCUGCGUCGUUACUAACAUCUUCACAAUCCGAUUCAUCAUUGAUAUCUAUCACGAAUAAUCAAUGCCAAGCCCAGUCGAUCGCCUAUCGACAAAAGUCGCUGAACGAUUUCAAUGAGAAUAUGAACGUUAUCGAAAGACAAAAGCGUCUACUCGAUUACCUCGACGAGAAAAUUCAUCAAGCAGAAACAUUAUCAUCCCCGAUAUCGAAGACAUUGCCCCGAAACCCAUAUUCGCCUGACUCAUCGACGUCGUCAUCUCUUUCCAACAAUGAAGUAUCAUUGACUGAUGUUUCACGUUUAUUUUCUCAUCAAAUCGACCAACAGGAUCAGUUAAUCUUCGCUACACAACUAUGUAAUUCAAUCUUGAAUAUGCAAGAACGUAUCGAUGAGAAAACAAAUAUCUUAUAUGCUGUCGAACAAGCGAUAUCAAAUGAACUCAAUCAUGUUUUACAUCAACAACAUUAUGAUACGCUACCAAGUACAUUGCCAUCAACUAGUAAUGAGAAUAAUUCUCAAAUGUCCAAUGAUUUACUCUCGUUGAAAAAUUCAAUCUAUCGUAGUCGAGAAUUAUCACGAAUUCAAUCAAAAGAAAUGCACGAUUUAGAUCUAUCGUUACGCGAAAUGGAAAUCUUACUCGCUUCCAAAUACGAUGAACUGAAAUACCUCGAAUACGAAACAUCGUCGAAUCUAAUGACAUCAUCGAGAUGCAUGACACCGAAUUAUUUGUCACAACAACAGAAUUUUCGAACAAAUAUCGACGAACAAUCGCCCUACGAUACCCUGGACAUUGCUACGACAACAACAAACGUGGUGUUUACGUCGAUUAAAGAAGCUGAUGAAGAUUCAGGUAUCAAUUCCUUAACUAGCGACGAUAGUAAUCAUCAUACAAUGUCACUUGUUCAUCAGAAAACUCAUCUGCAGAAUACUCAGCUUGAAACACUUGUCUAA
Messenger RNA from Adineta ricciae, 1449 nucleotides. Lineage: Eukaryota; Metazoa; Rotifera; Eurotatoria; Adinetida; Adinetidae. The record is from the annotation of a GenBank genome assembly.